Messenger RNA from Aspergillus calidoustus, 1652 nucleotides. The record is from the annotation of a GenBank genome assembly. NCBI's taxonomy places the organism in Eukaryota, Fungi, Ascomycota, Eurotiomycetes, Eurotiales, Aspergillaceae.
AUCCGACCGAGUCCAUCGGUCGAUUUGCGGAAAUUCAACCGCUUGAGCGAAAUCCCGCAGCAGACUUCAAUGCUACCAAAAAGACCGAAGCCGGCCGAAUUCUAUUAAGAGAACCAUGGAGAGCUUGGAGCUCAACGAACUCUCAUGACCCGCCAAGCCGCAAAGCUGCCCCCGGAUUCGAUUACCACUGGGGUUGGCAGUGGUUGGGAUGAUCAGUACCAUGGAACAGCAGCGUGAAGUCACCCAGCACUCAUCUGCGAGUCGGUUAAAUGGUUACCCAUACUCGAAAGGCACCUUGAAGGCCGGCAAGCCUUCGCCUUCCGGGGUUCGAUGUUCGCCACACCCGCACUCUCAUAUUUCAUCCAUCAUCCCGCCAACCAUCUCAGCUUUUGAGAUAUCGCAUGCUAUGAGGUUUUGAACUCGUGUGCGCCAGCUCUGGCGGAGCUUAUUCUUCACGAUGGAUCCGCCAGUCUUCCUCGAAACCAGCUGGGGCAUCCUCAGCACCAUCGGUGUCUUCUUGACCUUUGCCAGCAUCUCGGUCAUUUGCAUGACGAAAAUCUGCACGUUGAACUUUGUCCCCCUUGUCGUUUCCAUCGCCUGCGCGCUCGCAAAUGGGUGCUGCUACUAUGCGUACUAUACCGGCGGUCCUCCCUGUACGGGGAGACUUGUUGCGAGUAUCUUUGCGGACAUCUUCUGGAUGAUCCAAGAACCAGGCAUCUCCUUUUACAGCUACCUCAUCCUCACGCACAUCCUCUGCCGGCGCGCGCGAAAGAUCUUCCUCGUCGUCUUUUGGGCUUUUAUCAUUGCGAUCGUCGCCCUGCGCGUCACCAUUGCCAUCGGACGAGCCAUCCAGCUCGAGAGCUGGGAUACACGCAACCAAGUCGUCAUCAGCCGCUUGCAUAUCGGGUAUUUUGUUUCCAUCGCGCUCCUCGAGACUUGGAGCUCGUUCUUCCUCAUCAAGCAGAUGGCCAGGGCGUACCGUCGGUCUCCGAGGACCUCGUCGGCAGGCGGGGUGUUCUUAUACCUGAUGCGCAGUGCGGAGCUGCGGCUGGCGGCGCUGUGUUGCAUCGGUAUAGCGCGCGCAGUGACAUAUUCGUCGCAAAAGACGAGGCAGAGGGCGACAACCGUUGCGUCGCAGGUGGAUCGAUUUACAUAUACCCUGGAAUGUUUGUUCCCGGUUAUUCUUCUACUGGAUAUUCUCAGCGCGAAGCGAUAUAGACCCAGCGAUGCGCCAUUAGAAAACAGCUCAGGCGACCCCGAGAAUUCUUUUGGAUCUCAUCAUCCGCAUUGGAUCAGUUGGUCACCGUCGAGUCGGGACAAGACGUCUGAUUAGUUGGAAGAAUAUAUACCCUGCAUCGCUUUGAUUGUAACUCAGAAGUAUAAUCUAUCUCAAUUGUCUACUCCAGAUGUCGUUCAUGCAAUGUUGUCGGGUUGCGGCCGUCGCAUAAAGGGGAUUCUGGGCUUCGGCGGCCACGCGCUCGAGAAACGAAUCCAGUCGAAUGGCACCGAAAACUGGUGUCUCCCCGACCCAACCCAUCUUGCCUCGCUAUCCUGUGUAGUCGACCCGUCACUAGGCAUCGUAACCAACGCCCGAGAAUUUGGCGGGACCAAGAGCUCCAUCGCAAAGAUGGUUUGAUCAGACUUGAUCGCCC